AUGGCACCAGCUCUGACAUUACCAUACGAGCCUGAGCCCGAGCUCAAAUCUGAAGAUUUCCAUGUUCUGGAUUUACCGGCACUUUACACAAAGCCCAGCCCAAUCAUCCUCUUGAAAACUCUCGACAAACUCACUCUCCCGCCGCCAUCAUGGGAUCGCCCGCCAGCAAACCAGCAAAGCACGCCCCCUGGGCUUACUAAAUGGCUCACUGGCAUAAUUGCCUGUCCACUGCAGUGGAUUUCCGAUGAAGCCGUCCAGGAGCAAAUCUGGGAGUCUGCGAGUUCACGGCUCGCCGAGCGGUGUGGUAGGACUGCUAUGCCGUCAGUAGACCGAACAUUCAAAAUCUCCGAGUCUCUCGAACUCAUAAUUCACGAGCCCACCCUCACCGCAGACAAUCUCGGCCUCAAGACCUGGGCCAGCUCCUACCUGCUCUCAAAACGCCUCUCACAGCUGCCGCUCCCAUCUUUCCCCGAGGGUGCUCGAGCUCUAGAGCUUGGUUCUGGCACGGGACUUGUUGGGCUGGCCGCCGCAGGGACGCUACUGGGAGUGAGCUCCGUUCUCCUCACCGACCUCCCUGAGAUCGUUCCCAACCUGCAGCGAAACGUAGACCGGAACCGUGCUGCUUUGAAGAGCGCUGUUGAUGUUGAGGUGCUGGACUGGCGGGAUGAUACGGAGGUGGAGGAGGCACAGCGUUUUGAGCUGGUGCUGGCGGCUGAUCCGAUUUAUUCGCCAGAGCACCCGGCGCUGGUUGCGGGUGUGGUGGGGCGGUGGAUGAAGAGGGAUGGAGAGUCGAGGGUGGUGGUGGAGCUGCCGUUGAGGGAUGGGUUUGAAGGGGAGAGAGAGGAUUUUAAGGUGAAGAUGAGAGAGCAGGGGCUUGUGGUGGUUGAUCAGGGUGUAGAGACGGGGUGGGAUGACUGGGGUAAUGGAGAGGAGACGUCGAACCAUAAUAUCCUUGACAAAAAUGGCGGAUUGGAUUAA
Molecule: messenger RNA, 978 nt
Organism: Morchella sextelata
Lineage: Eukaryota; Fungi; Ascomycota; Pezizomycetes; Pezizales; Morchellaceae
Exons: 4
Coding region: 1-978 (325 amino acids)
Source: RefSeq, a predicted model, not a curated record